This is a messenger RNA of Mobula hypostoma (lesser devil ray), 1212 nucleotides long. RefSeq names its product membrane bound O-acyltransferase domain containing 4 (gene mboat4). Gene Ontology annotation, cellular component: endoplasmic reticulum membrane. Gene Ontology annotation, biological process: lipid modification; peptidyl-serine octanoylation. NCBI's taxonomy places the organism in Eukaryota, Metazoa, Chordata, Chondrichthyes, Myliobatiformes, Myliobatidae. Gene Ontology annotation, molecular function: serine O-acyltransferase activity. The transcript is spliced from 3 exons. The record is from RefSeq and is a predicted model, not a curated record. Bases 1 to 1212 code for a protein of 403 amino acids.
AUGGAGGGGAGGGGCAAGCUGGAAGAUGAAGCCAGACAUGUGUUUCUUCUGAGUGGAGGUUUACUUAUGACCGCUGUUAGUAUGGGACCCUACACCAUUCUGCUACUCAUACCUGCUGUUCUCUCGGUGACGCUCUUACACGUGCUGGAGCCCAGGAGUGUUCACAAGUGGACCUUCCUCACUCAGAUGACGUGGCAGACCCUCUGCCACCUUUGGCUACACUACAAUGAUUAUUACCUUCAAGAAGCAACAGACAUUAAAUUUUUAAUAGCACUGUCAACUCUGAUGUUGUUAACACAAAGAAUAACAUCAACGUCAUUGGAUGUUCAUGAAGGAGAAAUCGUGGUUCCAGUUAGAAUUAUGCAGAAAAGCCUCCUCGAUUCUGAAAUGCUCCACAGUUUUCUGUUACAUCUUAGCUAUAUGCUGCAUUUUCCCGCACUAUUUGGAGGGCCUUUGUGUACUUUUAAAAUAUUCAAAAUUCAUGUUGAAAAGCUCGUAAGAACUGAUCUGAAGUGCAUCACCAGUCCUUUGUGGCCAUUUCUUAAGAAGUGCAUAUCAUUUUUUUUCUUGUCAUGCUUGAGAAUAUGUAUUAGAAAUUAUACCCUUAACCAAGGGCCCCUUCGGUGGAAUGCUCCUAAAGAUAUUUUAUUGAUCUGGAUUACAGCUUUAAUAUUCAGGUUAUCAUAUUAUUCCCAAUGGCUUCUCAAUGAAUCUCUUAUGAAUUUAAUUGGCUUGGGACUGGAAAACAAGACGGAAAAAGCUACACUCUCUGAUACUGAUAUCUGGACACUUGAAACAACCAAUAAGAUUGCUGAGAUUGCUCGAGUAUGGAACAAAACUACAGCUCUUUGGUUGAGAAGGAUGGUGUUUCAACGCAGCAAAGUUCAGCCUCUGUUGUCAACAUUUGCCUUUUCAGCUUGGUGGCAUGGUCUUCACCCGGGACAGAUCUUUGGAUUUAUCCUGUGGGCUGUCACAGUUCAAGCUGACUAUUAUAUUCAUCGAUAUUUGAAUUCUGUUACUGUGAGAUCAAGGUUUCUGAGAUUUUUCUAUAAACCUCUGACAUGGCUGCAAACCCAGCUGGUUACUGCAUAUAUUUUGGUAGCUGUGGAGCUACGAAGUUUUUCUUGUGUGUUAAUCCUAUGCAAAUCUGCAUGUGCAGUUUCCCCUUUACUGUAUGUGCUAUUGCUAAUUUACAUGGCAAACAAAAAAUAA